AUGCUAGCAAUUUGGUCCCGGGCAACAGUAAACCCGGGAUCCUGCAGGUGCAUGUCAUGCGCCUCCAACACAGUCGUCCGCGCACGCACAAACAGUCCAGCGCCCUUUCGUCGCUCGUGGUCUACACCCGGAACACCCACAUCAACUUUCCUAUACACAGCCAUUUUUGCCGCAGGGCUGACUGUUGAUGCAAAGGCCAAAGCGGCCAGGAACACGCAAUGGGAGCAGGUAUUCGACAAACUGAACGAGCCCAUCGAUGCUCAGAGUCCAGUCGACAGAGACACGAAGCCAAACGUGACGAGUGCUCACCCCUACGAGCAUUCUGAAAUCUGUGGCCUGUCAUUUGACGACCUCCCUCAAGAUCUUGACUGGGCUGCUGUGCAGAGGACCAUAGGCAUGGACCUUGUUGAAGAUCAAGUCUUGCAGACGCAAGAGGUUGAGUCACAGAUUCGCGAUUAUGCAGACAUGGCAUGGGAUGACUUACGCUUUGAUUCGAGAUUCCCCGGCGCCCAGCUGCUCGAAUGGCCGGCAAAUACAGGCCCGGAUCUCGUGCGCUACAACCUUCCGCCUCAGUCACUAUGGGCACCAGAUGCCUUGCGUCUGAACGCCAUGCGGAGACGGCAUACUCGGAAGAAGCUGGCCAUACAGGAGCUUUCCAUUGCAGUUCUUAUCCAUGAAUUGCUACACCAAGCUAGUGUUUUCCGCUUUUUGAACACUGCGAGUGACGAAUUGAACAAGCUGGCACCACAGAUCCUAAAAGUUGUUAGCAUGACCGAAGUCGAACGCAAAGAAGCACGUUUAGAGAUUUUAGAUGCACUUGAGAAACUCUACAAGACUCGUGUAGACAGUCCUGCCGAAGACUUUGCAACUGCCCGCAUCCGGGUCAAUCCCCUAGCAAUUCCGAGCUAUCACCAGGACGCCGAUGGCGACUUUUAUGGCAUUACAAAGCAGUUGAAUGAUGGUCUCAAAACCUUGCUUCGCGAAACACCCCGCGGCAACGAUCGGAAGGCGGCCCUCGCUGUCGCAAGAAUAUGCCACAAUCUCCUCAUUUCCUCCGCUUCUCCGGAUCUGCAGACAUUCAAUACCCUGCUGGUAGGCUUUAGACGCUGGCGUCGCAGGGAGCUAGUUGAGCGCGUCAUACCUGCACUUUACGCCAACAAGAUACGACCUAAUGAGAUCACCUGUCGCGAGAUUCUGGAUCAUUACACGCUAGGAGGACACUCAGCAGCUGCCAGCUUCUCACGCUUUGUAGCCAAGAUGAGGGGCUUGGAAGAUGCCCUCAUGCUUGCAAAUCCAGAUGUCAGCAUUAAUGAGGCCAGCCAAGAUCGCCUCAUCCGCGUCAGCCCAGAAAAGGUUCUUCAAAAGGUUCAUCCAACGCCCAUGGUGUUUGGUGCGCUCAUAGGUGGUGUCAUCAAGUUUGCUGGUUUUGAUCGAGCUCUAGACAUCUAUUACGAGAUGAAGGCAGAUGGCUGGGGUCUUGACGUGCGAGGACUAACCAGAUUGUUGGGCGAUUGUGUACGCCGAGCUGAUUGGGAAGGUGGCUUAUACGUGUGGGAAGAGAUCAACGGUAUCAAGACACGCGUGAAGCAUCACGAUAUGGCGAAAGCGUACAGUCACAUGCUCAGCUUGUGUUCCAUCACUGGCAACACCGUUGCCUUCAAUCAGAUCUUGAACGAUCUAGCCAGGGGAGGGUUUGAUCGCAAGCUCAUCAUUGAUGCGGCUACACGAACGACGAGCUUAGCAAAGCGCAAGAACGAAUAUUUGGCUCCGGCUUGGGUUGCCGAUAAUGUCAUGAUUGCUGUGUCGCAAUAUGUCCAGGACGCCAAACCCUCUGGGCCAGAGGUCGCGCCAGAUGUGAUCGAUACUGAUGACGCAGCGCUCUCACAAGACGAGUUCGAUACUUUCGGAGAUAUUGAGCAUAAUACGGCCGAUACCAAAGAAGCAUGGGCAUCUUGGGUCGAACAUGAGUUCGGCGUGAGGCCAAAAGAGCCAGAGCCAUGA
Bipolaris zeicola 26-R-13 is the source of this 2001-nucleotide messenger RNA. RefSeq lists its product as uncharacterized. The coding region runs from base 1 to 2001 and encodes 666 amino acids. The record is from RefSeq and is a predicted model, not a curated record. The transcript has a single exon. Gene Ontology annotation, molecular function: protein binding. NCBI's taxonomy places the organism in Eukaryota, Fungi, Ascomycota, Dothideomycetes, Pleosporales, Pleosporaceae.